Bursaphelenchus xylophilus (pine wood nematode) is the source of this 4041-nucleotide messenger RNA. The record is from the annotation of a GenBank genome assembly. NCBI's taxonomy places the organism in Eukaryota, Metazoa, Nematoda, Chromadorea, Rhabditida, Aphelenchoididae.
AUGUGGCUCGUCUUAUAUUUCUUACAGUUUCUUACUGUAAACGCGCUGACGGUAAGCAAUUCGAGACGCAAUAGAAGCGCAGCCUUCAUUUGAUGCUAUUCCCCAAAUGAAACGUGAACAGAACAAAGUGUUGCCAACUUUAUUUACCACAACGUUUUUAGAAAGAAGAGGCCUUGAAGAAAAAGUCGGAGCUCUUGGAAUCGGGGAUAUCAUCUACGACGGAUCCAUGUGAGGACUUUGCUACCUACGCGACUUAUGGCAUCGACGAGACGACGCUCGUUAAAUACAAGCAAGAGCGCGCGGAAGAGGUGUUCAGCGGGAUGAAGAGUCAAUUUGUAAGCAUUGAUAAUGGGAAGUAUCCGUGUAACAUACAAAUUUUUUGUAUUUUUUUCACUUGGAUACAACUUGAUGACGGUCAACUUCUGCUCCGGCUUAGAAAUCUGUGUUUUUGUUGUGCUUUUUUGAUGUUUGCCGGAGUAAUAUUUGGACAUAGAGUGGCGGACCUAAUCCAGUGGCAAAAAAUGUUUCAUUUUGCAUCAGGGAAGUAUCAAAAAUGCAGCAAAAUACCUCCCUCUCCAAGUCAAAAAACUCCGAUUUCCAAAACGCGCCCACUCUUUUUGUGAGGGAAAGGGCUCGCAGUUCAAAACGGAGUUUUUUUCACUCGGAGAGGGAGGCAUUUUGCCACAUUUUUUUAUACUUUCUGGAUGCAAAAUGGUUCGCUUUUUGCUAAUGGAUCAAGUCGGCCACUGCAUAUGCUUCUUAAUACCGUCAAUAUAAUUUUCAGCCCCCUCUCCAAGCCGUCAAGCAGAUCUUUGCCUUUUGCGCCCAGCAAACACCAUUUCCCAGUCGGAAAUUCCGACCCGGAAAAGAUCAGGUGACCAUUAACGCCUACAACGUCGACAUACAGGACUAUCUGAACAACAUCGACCUGAACAACACGGAGUGGUUUGCCAUGAAGUACAAGCACUACCUGAACAUCCUGUUUACCUAUGGCUCUCAGGUCUUUGAUGAGCAAAUCUUGGGAACCAAGAUGAUUUUAAAUUUUGAAGCAUAUGGCCAAACGGACUUUGGGAAGGAUAACUGCGAGGACCAGAUCGGGAAGGAAGCGUGCCGAGAGAUGAUUGCUCAUAUUUUCGAUCUGGUGCUGGGCGAGGAGUUGCCGGUUAAACUCUUUUUUCCGUCAGAUGUAAGGAAAUUUCAUCUUCUAUACAUACAAUCAGUCUGUCGGAGAAAUAAUGAGCGCAAUGUCGCUGUGCCAAUCUCUUUGUUGAAGAGAAAAGCAAUUUGAUUUUGCCGCGACACAUUUUUUUUCUCUGUGGCAAUGCGAUUUUUCCACGCAAAAAAUGCUCAUUAUUUCCCCGACAGACCGACAACAGCCGAAUACCCCAAGCGCAACUCGUAUUGUUAGCUUGCGCUUUGCGCGAUUGACCGAUAUUUUUGACUUUUCUGCGAAUUUUGGCAUGAAAAAGCUCUUUCGCAUUUUUACCAUAUAAGGUUAUUGUGUUUCCACAAGAAAUAUGGUCAAUAACUUUUUUUCUAUAACCGUUUCUCAGCAUUUCGCACGCUUUCUCGGCCGCAAAAGCUGAAUAUCUUGGCUCUCCCUGCAAAGCGCCAACUAAAAUUUUCAAUGAUUAAUUUGGAGCCUAUUCCAGACAAGUCUGAAAAAUUGAAAGAAAAUCUGAACGCCGCACUUGGGGCACCUCAUUCGUUAGGGAGAAUGACUGCUAGUCCAUUCGUAAAGUUGCUAGAGCGAUUUCCGCGCCAUAAGCUGUGUAAAAACAGUCAGCGUGGGAGCAACAGCCCCGAUAAGCCCCUUAAAAAGGGGACCAUAUAUUCUCACAGUAGAUGUUGCCGAAAAAGCUCCAGCCACUUUACGAGCGGACUAGUAGCACCACUUUCAGGUGGAAGACCGCAGAACGAUUAUCUACGAUAUUGCCCAGAUCUUUGCCGGCGCCGAGGAUCCGGGUCCGUACCGGAAUUGCGCCGAACUCAUCGAAGAUGUGGCUCCCAUGUACUAUCGGAAGAUAAUUUUUGAUUUCAUCAACCAAAACGAAGGCUCCACCAACGGUUUGGACGAGGAGUUUUUGAAGAUGCUAACGGAUGUUAAGGACGCAUUUAAAUCUUCGCUCUAUUCGAUGGACCUUCCCGAUGAUAACAUUACCAAGUCCUUCGACAAGCUUCGCUGGCUGAAUAUUACUCACCCCAUUUUUGAGGACGCAACUUUUGAGAGGUAUUUCAAUGUGAAUUUCACCCAAGAGACAUUGUAUGUUGAUCGACAUCUGAACAACAUGAAGCGGCUGAUUCAAUACAAUUUCGAGAAUGGUAAAAACUUGUUCUACACGCCGAGAUUUGACGUAAGUUUUUGUUUUUUGUCUUGAACACUUAAAUUUGGUUCUAUUAUAUUUUAGGAGCACUCAACGUUUAUCGCAGGAGUCGACGGCCAUAACUACGUGGGAUUGGGAAUGCAUGCAAUCAGCUAUCCAUUUUAUAACCGGGGAUUCCCACCCGCGCUGACGUAUUCCAACUUUGCCUUUGCGUUUCCUGAAGAAAAGAGUAAGUUACAGUGAAAGACCUGAUCCAAUGGUAAAAAACAUAUCAUUUUGCAUCCGGGAAGUAUCAAAAAUGUAGCAAAAUACCUCCCCCUGCAAGACAAAAAACUUCGUUUUGAAAGGCGCACCCUUUCCCUAACAAAAAGAUAGGGCGCGCUUUUGAAAUCAGAGCUUUUUUACUUGGAGAGGGAGGUAUUUUGCUACAUUUUGUGACACUUCCUGGAUGCAAAAUGGUAGGUUUUUGCCACUGGAUCAGGUCCGCCACUGUAGACGCUGAAAAGGUUACUAAAGGAGAUACUAGCCCGUAAAGUCGCUAGAGUGAUUUUCGGAGUUUGUACUAUGUAGGAAAAGUCAAGAUGCGAGCGACUGCCAAAAAAAGCCUUUUGCACAAUGCAAAAAGCAAGAAAAUGCAGAGUGAAAGGUGAACUUUUCUUUUUGUGCAUAUUGCCAAAAUCACUCCAGCAACUUGCGACUCUUAACAUUGGAGUACUGCAGAGUCGGGGCAAAGAAGAACUAUUGCACGGCAACCCGAAGUGUUUCCUAGCUCCUUUCGACACUUCGCCCGUUUUUUAUCCGUUGAAAUCAAACAAAAUGUCACAAAAGAAUUUUUCGUUGGAUUUCCGGACCGAAAAAUAUUUUUCUCGGAAUUAUUUUAUUUCUUUUGUCAAUUUUGACACUUCGUUUGGACGAAACUCAAAAGUGGGCGGGAAACAUUUUUCUUCUAUUUCGGGUUGCCGUGUAUUGUGUCUUACCCCUUGCUAUGACAACACACUACCUCGCGCUUUGCAGAAACAACAAAAAUUUUGGGUCUAAAGUUGAAAAAAUAUAACUUUUUUUUGCAGAUUUUGGCAUAAAAAGUUUCAUGCCUAUUUCUACCAGAGAGGGUAAUGUUUCCACAAAAAAAUUAAUCGAAAUUGGCAGAGAUAUGACCAAAAAAUGUUUUUUCUUUGACCGUUCUCCGAGUUUCGCGUACUCUUUUGUCAUUCAGUUUCUCGACUGACUUUGCAAAGCGUGAGCUAAACUUUUCAGUAAUUAAUAUGUGCUCUAUGACCAAAGAAUGCACGCAAUUUAAAGAAAAUCCGAGCGUCAUAGUUGGGGGACUUCCUAAAGUUUCGAUCUUCUCACUUCAGACCUUCUCUUGCCAACUAUUUCGUUGAAUGAUGUAGCGGGCAUCGUCGCUUACAACGCCUUCCAACGACGGAAUCAAAUGUUUUUGCAGCAGAAUUUCGUUGAAGGUCCAUUUAUCAGCAAGCUCUCACAAGAACAACUCUACUUUUUCAACUUGGCUCAGAGCUUGACUAUGCUUGACGAAGACUUCGCCAACAAAACUUCGGAUGCUUGGGACUACUUCAAAUGCUCGAGAGCGUUUUCUAAUGCUUUCCAUUGCGCGUCAGGAGAUGCGUAUUACAAGAUAGAUGGCUGCAGUGUCCUAAUCAUUGAAAGCCUAAUUGAACCAUACUACAACUAUUCGCAUUACAAGAUUGAUCCGUAA